Stomoxys calcitrans (stable fly) is the source of this 1734-nucleotide messenger RNA. RefSeq names its product endoribonuclease CG2145. The transcript is spliced from 5 exons. The record is from RefSeq and is a predicted model, not a curated record. Gene Ontology annotation, molecular function: RNA endonuclease activity. Lineage: Eukaryota; Metazoa; Arthropoda; Insecta; Diptera; Muscidae. The coding region runs from base 529 to 1683 and encodes 384 amino acids.
UCUGAAUAACAUCAAUUAACAAAAGAGAUAGAGAGCAAGCAGAGUUGGUGAAACCAAACAAACUUUUUCGUAGAAGUUAUAAAAAUACACACACACACAAAAACAAUAACAACAAGCUUAAAACACUAACAACAACAAAGCCGGUCACUAUGAUCUCAACCCAAGCCCCCAAACAAUUGGGCAGAAGCUCAAUAAAGCGCAAAAUAUGUUUACACUCUGCUGUGGCGGCGAAUGGUGAGCGAGCAUUGUUGUUAUUGUUGCUGCUGCUGCUGCUGCUGCUGUCUGUAAGACACAUAUGAGCGUAUGGGGCUUGCUAGGCAAAAAACUAAUGACCACAUACAAAACUUGAAACUCAAUUCAGUUUGAACGUAGUUACACCAAUGUCCAGUGCCAAAUGGUUGGGCAACGCAACAUACGCUAGCAAUAACUAAAGACAAAAAGUCUGAAAACAGCCAAAAAAAAUAUUUGAGAAUUAAAAGAAAAAUUAAUUCGAAAAACAGAAUUAUUGCUAAAAACAAAAUAGAGCCAAUGAAAGUGGGCCGCAUUAAAACAGUUUCAAAUAACGUCAAAAUGUCUUCAUCUCCAGCACCCGCCAGCAUCAACACCCCUGCCAGCAGCACAUAUGCCUCAGCAACAACAACCGCAACAGCACCCCUAAGACAGCCAAAUCAUCGAGCACCGGCAACUGCCUCCACCGCUCCCUUGACUACAAAUAGCACACGCCAGCAACAGGAGGAAGAUGAAAGAUGUAAAAAAGUGAAACGCUUCGUUGGGGGUGGCCUUUUGAUUGUCUUGAUUGUCAUAGGCUGGCAUUUGUAUGAACACUUCACCUAUGAUCCCCUGCAUCAAGUUAAAGAAUCCCCCAUGGAGCAUGAAAUCCAUGAGUUUACACGCAGUCUAUAUGAACUGGAAGUCCAGCACAAUCCCUAUCUGGCGAAAGUGAAUUUUCAGGGCAGAACUAAAGCCUCAUAUCGCGAUGAUAGAGCACAACAUCCUCUACUUCAAGUCAAUGAAGAUUUAUUGGCCUCGGGUGGCGAAGAAACUCGCACCAUUGUCUUAAUGAGACGUUUAUUCGAUAAUUAUGAAUUGGAUACCCAUACAGUGGAGCAUGUAACCGCAGAGGAGGAACAAGAGGAAGAUGAAUUCUUGAAGGCCAUAUUGGCAACGCCUGUGAUGCAAAGAACAAUGAAAUUUUUGGAGUUUAAAGGUGUUGCCACCAACAACAAAGACUCACAGCUGCAUCUCCUUAAGGACAUGUGGUUUAGCCAAUACUCAAGGGGACAAGGGCGCAUUGGUAGCUCAGGAUUUGAGCAUGUCUUCCUGGCGGAGAUACGAGAGGGCAAUAUACUCGGUCUACACAAUUGGAUAUAUUUCCAUGAGCAAGAGAAACUCGGACACUUAGACUAUAAAGGACAUAUAGAAAAAUUAAAUCUAGAAAAGGAUGGUCACUAUUUGAUGUCGCUGCGUUUUAGCUUUCACCGCAUCAACAAACCCUACAACACCCUCUUUGUGGGCACCUCUCCGGAACUGGAAAUGAGCCUCUACACCAUGUGCUUUCUGCUGAGUGUGGGUCAGCCUUGUGCCGUGCAAUUGGGUCAUGUGAAAUUCAGUAUUAUCACUCAUGCCUGGGAUUGGCAUGGCAAGAAAAUGGUUGCCACUGCCUAUCCCUCUUUGGAGAAUUAGUUGAAAUUCCUAUUUUUUUAUAAUAAAUUAAUUUUAUUAAUUUUUUUUAAA